CCAAGGUUUAGAUGUGAUGGCAGAAGGUCUAGACACGUUAAAAAGCAUGGCCCAGGAUAUGAAUGAGGAAAUGGAUAAGCAAGUCCCUCUGAUGGAUGAGAUAGACACUAAGCUGGACAGGGCAACAUCUAACCUUAAGAAUACCAACGCUAGACUCAAGGACACUGUUAAUCAGCUGAGGUCAAGUCGAAAUUUCUGCAUUGAUAUUAUUCUGUUGUGUAUAAUUCUGGGAAUUGCAGCCUAUUUAUACAAGUAAGUUUUUCUUUCUCCAUCAAUGGAAGG
This is a messenger RNA of Cornus florida, 282 nucleotides long. Its product is annotated as syntaxin-71-like. The transcript is spliced from 4 exons. The coding region runs from base 17 to 256 and encodes 79 amino acids. NCBI's taxonomy places the organism in Eukaryota, Viridiplantae, Streptophyta, Magnoliopsida, Cornales, Cornaceae. The record is from RefSeq and is a predicted model, not a curated record.